GCAAACUUCAAAUAAAACCGUACAUUGGAAUUUUCUUGUUUGUUGCAUCGGCAUUUUUUAACAAAAAAUAAUCAUUUUAAAAGCGAAUGGAGUCGCCUGCAGAAACACCCAUAAACGAUGAUGGCGUCGUCGCGCCGCCGCAGGAUGAAAAUAAAGACGCCACCAAUUUCAAUUUGAAAACUGAUGAGGCAGGCACUCCAGUGGCCCGGAAAACUCGCGGUGCUCUUCGCCAUAAGAUGGAUGCUACUGCAGAAAAGGUAUCGCCACCGAAUGCUGGUAAGACCACUGAACUACCACCGAAGACCCCGGGAACUCCUAGUUCGCGCUUGGUGCUAAGCAGUGAGACGCCGAGACGCAGUUGCCGCAAAAGUGUUCGCCCAGCAAUCGACUAUGACGACAUUGUUCGAUCUGCCAAGAAAUUGGUGCCCGAGGAGCAUCCGGAUGCUGAAGAUGAUGAAGAGUCCACGGCACAAAAGUGGAAUGCAGCCGAAGUUGGUCGCAGCAACUCACGUAAACGUAACCGUAAGUCAAAACGGGCAGCUAAGAAAAAACAAAAAACCGGAGACGUAGAAACAGGAAUACCAGAGGGUGCAGGAGAUGAGGAGCAGUUGGAAAAACAAGAGGAGCCUGAGCACCAAGAAGAUAACAAGGAGCUGGAGUGCCAAAAGGAAAACAAGGAGGAGCUAGAGCACCUAGAGGAAAAGGAACAGGAGGUGGAGCACCAAGAGGAGAAUAAAGAAGAGUUUAAGCAACAAGAUGAGGAGAAAGAUGAGCUGGAGCGCCAAGAAGAAAAGAAAGAGGAGGUAGAGAACCAAGAGAAUGAGUCGAGCCAAAAUGUGGUUGCUUCGAAAAGCACUCCUAAAAAUGAUCAGAUAGGCGUGAGCCCAUUAAGCCAGGUAUGCAGUGAGGAACCAGGAAACGAAAUCACACCUGAAUCCUUCUGUAAAGUAACCGAUGCUGAUAUAGAUGAACUGGGCUUAUGUCCACUUAGUCAAGAAAGCAAUACAGAUCUAACUGAAGAUGUUAAAAAUUUAAAUAAUGAAACCAAGAAUUCGGAUGGACUUGGUACUUGCUCGAUGGAAGUUGAUAAUGAGGAUUUAAAAGAAGUCGACAAAGAAAACGCAGAAGGAGUCAAUACAACAUAUGAGAAAUCUUUAGAAGAUAUGGAAGACAUGCCUUCGUUGAUCAUGAUCGAUGAUGAAGAUUCGGUCGGGGCAGAAAAUGUGCAACUUAAUACAACUUUCGAUGCAGAUGAUAUAAAAGAGGAUGAAAGUGUGAUCCUUAUUGAAGUUCCCGGUAUCCAAACUACUUUGGAGAAGCCGUCGGUCAAAGUGGUUCUCACAACUGAUGACAACAAACGUGAAACCCUUCUGAACAUGGAAAACUCUUCACCCACUGUAUCGACUUUCACCAAAAGGGUUUCUAAGGGAUAUCGUUUCCCAACUCCAUUUAAGAACAAGACAUCUUUCAAAUUCUCCGACGAACAUAAAACUUCUUUCGAUGAUGGUUUCUUUAAAAAGUGUUCAAGCCAGAUGCUUGAUAUGCCACUUAAUACAACUUUCGAUGCAGAUGAUAUAAAAGAGGAUGAAAGUGUGAUCCUUAUUGAAGUUCCCGGUAUCCAAACUACUUUGGAGAAGCCGUCGGUCAAAGUGGUUCUCACAACUGAUGACAACAAACGUGAAACCCUUCUGAACAUGGAAAACUCUUCACCCACUGUAUCGACUUUCACCAAAAGGGUUUCUAAGGGAUAUCGUUUCCCAACUCCAUUUAAGAACAAGACAUCUUUCAAAUUCUCCGACGAACAUAAAACUUCUUUCGAUGAUGGGUUCUUUAAAAAGUGUUCAAGCCAGAUGCUUGAUAUGCCAGAACCCAAGCAAGGGCGACGACGUUCGAAAUCGGCAAGCCAUAUGAAUGAUGUAUUCUCUAAGACGGUCUCUUUCCAAAGUCCCAUUGAGAUUGCCAAUGUGGAGGACAUAGACAAGCGCUGGGAAGCACUCAACAAGAAGAAUAUAACAAGCCGCCGUAAGCGAUCAAAGUCCUUGGAAGAAAAACCCUCUAAAUUUAGCCGAAUUCCAAAACCAAAAAUCGUUACGAUUGGAAAAGUGGUGACCCCCAGCAAGGUAAAACGUGCCAAACUACCGAAUUUUGCGGCCAUCCACGAAAAACAGUUCUCCAAGAUGGAAAGCCUUGUGGACCACAUCGAACGAAAAGCGGAGCGUGCCAAAGUUCUGACGAACUCGGCUCUUAAACAGGCAACGGCAACCAAGAAACAUCAGGCCACUACCUCGAAGGUAGACAGUGUCAUGCGUCCAAAAGCCCUCAAGAAAAUUGAUCUCUCUGCUAAAAGUGUUGCUGUGGAGGCUCCAAAACAAGUGUCAGUUGAGGCUGCUAAGGAUAAGGUUCCACCUUCUCGCUUACCCCUGAAAAACGCCGCCAAUGUGCCGUCAAGACCGGCGUUUAAUUUGUCGACCUCAAUUGUGACAUCGUUUAAUACCACCUUAAGUGGUAGGCCAGCGCAGGAUAAGUUGGCUGAAAGAAAACAGAGGCACGUGGAAAUGUUUAAGGGCAGGACCAAGGAUAAGAGUAACAAAGGAGACUUGAUCAAGGGAGUGCGUUCUAACCGCCGAUUUGAACUGCAAAUGCAGCAUCGUCGCCACAUCACAGAGGAUUAG
Messenger RNA from Drosophila bipectinata, 2672 nucleotides. It is a transcript of the gene Mink, whose product is annotated as Mitotic spindle and nuclear protein. NCBI's taxonomy places the organism in Eukaryota, Metazoa, Arthropoda, Insecta, Diptera, Drosophilidae. The record is from RefSeq and is a predicted model, not a curated record.